AUGACUGAGACGACGAAUCAUGCUGCUAAGGGGAUCUUUCUGAGAGUUUAUGAUGGACUCUUUGGAGCUGGAGAUCCUCUAACCAAUGAACCAACCAUUGAUUAUAAUAAUACUUUCCAUAAUAAUAAUAGUACAGUAGAUGUAAAUAGAAGAAAUUCCGAUUAUGAAAGCACGAUCGAUUCCACAAGAGAAUUCCAGAUGUUUCUGCGGGCAGAACCAACCGGUAAAGAGGGCGCCUCAAAACCAUAUCGAGAUUUAUUUGAACGUACACAUCAAGAUUGGUAUGAUGAUGAUUUAGAUCGAGAUUUGGAGCUGAUAUACAAGCUGCAUGACAACACAGCUAUGAAAUUAGACAGUCUACCGAAUAAUUACCCCGGUAGGUUUCAAGAAGAAUGGAAACAACCUCCAGUGCAUCAUACCGAUAGACGAGAACAAUUUCUGAGUAGAGUAGUGGAUCAUGACGACAAGACUCGUAGUCGUCAUGAAUCCUAUUCACAUAGAGAAUUGAAUAAUAAUAAUAAUAAUAAUAAUACUAAUAAUAAGUCUAGUGGCAUAUCGUCAAGGAAUAGUACCAAUCGUCAACUUGAACAAUUAGAACGUGAGAUCGAUCAAGAUGAACAAUUACGAUUGGCCUUGUUGAAUAAAAGAUUAAACUCUAAAGACGAUGAAAAUAUUAUUAAGCACAAAGAAUUAGAAUCUAUUUUAACGUCAAUUGAAUCUAAAAAUGAAUUUUUGACGGAAUUGAAUCAAUUAAUUGAUCUUAAUAAUAAUAAAGAUUUAAAAUCUGAGUUAGAAAUAAAGUAUAAUGAAUUAUACAAUGAAUAUACUGAAGAGUUGGUGAAAUGCAACAAAUUUUAUGAGGCAUAUUAUAAGUUGGCCUUCCAAUAUAGAGAGCUACGUAAGGAGGCUUUAGUCGUGAAGCCUAGUGUUGAUACCACCACUUUGUUAGAAAAUAUUAAAUUAAUUAAAUCAAUUUCUACAAAUCCACUGAUUGUGGCAAAAUGUGAAAUCAUUUUACAUGAAGUCAAGAAAUUUAAGCUAAAAUUAACCGAGCAAGAAUCAAAAAUUGAUCAAUUACAAUUGGAAAAUAUUCAUUUGAAACAAAAAUGUGUAAAUUAUCAAGAAGAAUUGAAAUUAGCUCAAGAACGGAUAGAAAAAUUAGAAAGGAGACAUUCUCUUGCAGCCAGCAAACAUUGA
Molecule: messenger RNA, 1197 nt
Organism: [Candida] anglica
Lineage: Eukaryota; Fungi; Ascomycota; Pichiomycetes; Serinales; Debaryomycetaceae
Source: the annotation of a GenBank genome assembly